Molecule: messenger RNA, 2528 nt
Organism: Armigeres subalbatus
Lineage: Eukaryota; Metazoa; Arthropoda; Insecta; Diptera; Culicidae
Gene: Mcm7
Product: DNA replication licensing factor Mcm7
Exons: 3
Coding region: 164-2317 (717 amino acids)
Biological process (GO): DNA replication initiation; DNA replication; DNA strand elongation involved in DNA replication
Cellular component (GO): MCM complex; nucleus
Molecular function (GO): ATP binding; single-stranded DNA binding; ATP hydrolysis activity
Source: RefSeq, a predicted model, not a curated record
CAUCAUCACAUUCAAGCAUCUGCUUCUGAGCCCACUUGGUCGUUUUAUUGCUGUGCUGGAAUUAAGCUGUUUUUUUGUUGAUUAUUCAUUUAAAUUGUUGUUUGAACAUUAGAUUUUGUACAUUUAAUUCGCUUCGUGAACUUUUGUGACGUAUUUUUGCAAAAUGCAACGUGAUUACGCAGCAGAUAAAGAAACGGUCAAUUCCUUCCUGACGGAAUUCUUCAAGGAGGAUGAAGAUGGCAAGAAAAUUUUCGUAUACGCUCGUCAAUUGACCAACAUUGCCCACCGCGAACAAGUUGGGCUGACGAUCGACCUGGAUGAUGUGACGAGUUAUAACGAUCAGCUGGCGGAAGCCAUCCAGGGAAACUGCCGGCGAUACGUUAAGCUGUUUUCCGAUGCCGUAUUCGAGCUAUUGCCGUCAUACAAAGAGCGGGAAGUGAUUAAUAAGGAUCCGUUGGACAUCUACAUCGAACAUCGCUUGCUGCAGCAAUCACGAAUGAGAAAUCCUAACGAACACCGAGAUGCCCGUAAUUCGAUUCCAGCGGAAUUGAUCAAGCGUUACGAGGUGUACUUCAAGGCUCCGAGUGCAUCCAAAGCCAUUUCCAUUCGUGAAGUGAAGGCAGAAUGCAUCGGCAAGCUGGUUACGGUUCGUGGUAUCGUAACCCGUUGUACCGAGGUGAAGCCAAUGAUGACGGUGGCAACCUACACAUGCGACCGCUGCGGCGCCGAGACUUAUCAACCCGUGAUGUCUAUGACUUUUAUGCCAGCAAUCGAUUGUCCCUCGGAGGACUGUCGUGUCAACAAGGCUGGUGGCAGGUUGUAUCUCCAGACUCGCGGAUCCAAGUUUACAAAAUUCCAGGAACUUAAGAUUCAAGAACACAGCGAUCAAGUACCGGUGGGUCAUAUUCCGCGAUCGCUGACGGUGAUGUGCCGUGGUGAGAUUACGCGAAUGGCGCAGCCAGGCGACCAUGUGGUCAUCAGCGGAAUUUUCUUGCCCAUUCAGCGAUCAGGGUUCCGAGCAAUGGUUUCUGGAUUGUUGAGCGAGACUUUCUUGGAAGCGCACCGUUUAGUCUGCUUGAAUAAAUCGGAAGAUGGAGAGACCAGUAAUGAAAUCACCGAAGAAGAAUUGGCAGAGCUGGCCAAAGAUGAUUUUUACACCAGAAUGGCUAGUAGUCUGGCCCCCGAAAUUUAUGGACAUCUGGAUGUUAAGAAAGCUUUGCUUCUACUGCUCGUCGGAGGUGUCGAUCGUAGCCCGGAUGGAAUGAAAAUCCGUGGUAACAUCAAUAUCUGUUUAAUGGGAGAUCCAGGUGUCGCCAAAUCUCAGCUCUUGGGUUACAUUAGUCGGCUCGCUGUACGCAGUCAGUAUACUACGGGGCGUGGUUCUUCAGGAGUUGGUUUGACUGCUGCUGUCAUGAAGGAUCCACUAACAGGCGAAAUGAUUCUUGAAGGAGGAGCCCUGGUGCUGGCAGAUCAAGGCGUUUGCUGUAUCGACGAGUUUGAUAAGAUGGCUGAAAAUGAUCGAGUGGCUAUCCAUGAAGUAAUGGAACAACAAACAAUUUCAAUUGCUAAGGCCGGUAUCAUGACUUGUUUGAACGCGCGGGUUUCGAUUCUGGCUGCAGCUAAUCCUGCUUAUGGUCGAUAUAAUCCACUUCGUACAAUCGAACAGAACAUUCAGCUCCCAGCGGCUCUAUUGUCUCGUUUCGACCUUUUAUGGUUGAUCCAGGAUAAGCCGGACCGCGACAAUGAUCUCCGUUUGGCAAAACAUAUCACUUUCGUCCAUAGCCAUGGAAAGCAACCGCCAUCUCGUAUCAAGACGUUGGAUAUGUCGUUGAUUCGGCGUUACAUUGCGCUUUGCAAGCGCAAGAUGCCGGUCAUCAUGCCUGAACUAUCCGAAUACAUAGUCAAUGCUUACGUUGAACUACGUCGCGAGGCAAGCAACAAUCGCGACAUGACCUUCACUUCCGCUAGGAACUUGCUGGGAAUUCUUCGAUUGUCGACUGCAUUGGCGAGACUUCGGUUGGCCGAUGAAGUAGAUAAGGAUGACGUUCAGGAGGCCCUUCGGUUAUUGGAAAUGUCUAAGGAUUCGUUGAAUCAAACGGAGCAGAAGACUACUCACGUUCAAAACACUUCCGACAAGAUCUUCAAACUGGUAUGUGAGCUGGCCGGAACGAACAAAACAGUUAAGCUGUCCGACGUGAUGGAACGUUGCACCACCAAAGGCUUCAAGCCGGAUCAGGUGGAUGUCUGCAUCGAAGUGUACGAAGAGCUCAACGUGUGGCAGGUCAAUCAGACACGGACGAAGAUCACCUUUAUUUGAAUACCAUUCUACUUAUUUCGUUUAGUUUACAUUUUACAUUUGAAUUGAUUGUAAUUCACAUAAGGUUUAGUUAGUAGGGUUUUACUUGCAUGUGUUACGAUUGAAAAAUAGUUUUAACCCUUUUGUAUGCCUAUUAGUACAAUUAAGAUAACGUGUAUGGUUUAUAACUUACUGCUUCAAUAUACAAUGAUUUGACAAAUGAGUAGAAUAA